AUGGCGCCCGUGAGAAGACUCAAGACGAAGCGCUUGACUAGGGGUUAUGACCAAGUCCGCAGCGAUAUCGAAUCUCCCAGGCAUCUGGAGCAGUACAAAGAAACCAAGGAUCUGGAAGAUCUCCCGGGUCUAGGAAAGCAUUACUGCGUCGAGUGUUCAAAAUGGUUUGAAAGCGAGCAUAACAUGAUCGCCCACCGGAAGGGCAAGAACCACAAGAGAAGAGUUAAGAUCCUACGCGAAGAACCUCACACCCAAAAGCUCGCCGACGCCGCGGUGGGUUUGCGCCACGACAACGGCCAGCGCUCGCAGGAGACCGUCGUCGACAUGGAGGAAUAA
Aspergillus steynii IBT 23096 is the source of this 336-nucleotide messenger RNA. Its product is annotated as putative C2H2 finger domain protein. NCBI's taxonomy places the organism in Eukaryota, Fungi, Ascomycota, Eurotiomycetes, Eurotiales, Aspergillaceae. Gene Ontology annotation, molecular function: nucleic acid binding; zinc ion binding. The coding region runs from base 1 to 336 and encodes 111 amino acids. The record is from RefSeq and is a predicted model, not a curated record. The transcript is spliced from 3 exons.